UGGCAGAGGUUAACUGUCAUCCAUGAAAGCUAGAAACUUUACUAAUUAAAUAAAAUGGUUAAGAGAAUUAAAAUAUCAAGACAUCGUUCGACGCUGUUCAUCGAAAAAUCAGAGCAUUUAUAUUUUCGUAUUACUGGAACGUUUUAGCAAAAAUGCUUCUGCACAUCGUUAUUCCUUUAAUCAGCCGUCACUGGCCGUUAUUUCUUCAACAACUCUGCCGAAAAUCUAUAUUUAUGAAUUUUCAUUUGAGUCAGUACAAUAUAUUAAUUUAUUUAGAGGAGAAACCAAAUGAAGAAGCACCAAAUAUUUCUUCAGAACAAGAGAAGGUAGAAGACUCUGAGAUGGAAAGAAUUCAAAAAUAUCUAGCACAAAAAUUGAGGUUGUUUGAUUCAUCAGAAAAAGUUCUUCGUGAACCUAGCAUAACUGGUAUAAUAGAUUAUAUAAAAGAAAAUGAAAAUUGUAAAAUUAUUACUAUGGCUGGAGCUGGUAUCUCCACAUCUGCAGGAAUUCCUGAUUUUAGAUCACCAUCAAGUGGUCUGUAUCACAAUUUAGCAAAAUAUAAUCUGCCUCAUCCUCAAGCUAUUUUUGAGUUAGAUUUCUUUAUGGAGAAUCCAGAGCCAUUUUUUAUGCUUGCAAAGGAACUUUUACCUGAAGGUUUUAAACCAACACCAAGCCAUUAUUUCAUUCGUCUUUUAUGGGAGAAGGGGUUACUGUUGAGACAUUACACUCAAAAUAUUGAUACAUUAGAAAGAAUGGCUGGUUUACCUCCUGAAAAAUUAGUGGAAGCUCAUGGUACAUUUCAUACUGGUAGAUGCCUUAAAUGUAGAGCUCCAUAUACUCUUCCAUGGAUGAAAGAGAAAAUUAUUGAAGGUGUAAUACCAAAAUGUGAAGAAUGUAACGAGGGUGUAGUAAAACCAGAUAUAGUGCUUUUCGGGGAAAUGUUACCCGAACGUUUUCAUUACCUUACCGAUCGAGAUUUCGCGCAAGCAGAUCUUUUAAUAAUUAUGGGAUCAAGUUUGGUUGUCCAACCUUUUGCAUCUUUGGUAGACAGGGUACGUUCGGAUUGUCCGCGUUUACUCAUCAAUAAAGAAAAAGUGGGCAUGCAAGACCGUUUAUCACGAUUCUUAGGACUGCGGCAAGGUUUAAUUUUCGACGAACGAAGUGGUCGCGACGUCGCUUGGAUAGGUGCCUGUGAUGCUGGUUGCCAAUUAUUAGCCGAUGAAUUGGGUUGGGGCGACGAACUGAAAGAUCUUAUAAAAAAAGAACACGAACGUUUAGACGCGGAAAAUACUAAGAAGAAUUGA
Messenger RNA from Habropoda laboriosa, 1304 nucleotides. It is a transcript of the gene Sirt2, whose product is annotated as NAD-dependent protein deacetylase sirtuin-2. Lineage: Eukaryota; Metazoa; Arthropoda; Insecta; Hymenoptera; Apidae. Gene Ontology annotation, molecular function: NAD+ binding. Bases 153 to 1304 code for a protein of 383 amino acids. The transcript is spliced from 7 exons. The record is from RefSeq and is a predicted model, not a curated record.